UCGGGGGCGGAGAAGCUGGGAGGCGGGAGGCAGGAGGCGGGAGGUGCGGGGGCCGUUUAAGCGGCCUCCCUCCCGCCCCCAGCCGCCCGGUCUGGCCCCGGCCCUAACCCGACCACCGGCCUGGCCCGCUCCGGCCCUGCCCUGACGAGCGGUCCUCCGGGCACCCGGGCGGCCUCCAGAGCAACCCAAGCCCAUGAGGGCCGCGCGCCCUGCCGCCGGCGCUGACGAGACGGAGCUCCCGGCCCGCGAGGAGGAGCUGAGGAUCAAUGCGGUUCAAGAAUCGAUUCCAGCGGUUCAUGAACCACCGGGCCCCAGCCAAUGGCCGCUACAAACCAACUUGUUACGAACAUGCUGCUAACUGUUACACACAUGCAUUCCUCAUUGUCCCGGCCAUCGUGGGCAGCGCCCUCCUCCACCGGCUGUCGGACGACUGCUGGGAGAAGAUAACGGCAUGGAUUUACGGAAUGGGCCUGUGCGCCCUCUUCAUCGUCUCCACAGUAUUCCACAUCGUGUCCUGGAAAAAGAGCCAUUUAAGGACCGUGGAGCAUUGCUUCCAUAUGUGUGAUAGAAUGGUGAUCUAUUUCUUCAUCGCUGCUUCUUACGCGCCAUGGUUAAAUCUCCGUGAACUUGGACCCCUGGCAUCUCAUAUGCGUUGGUUUAUCUGGCUCAUGGCAGCUGGAGGAACCAUUUAUGUAUUUCUCUACCAUGAAAAGUAUAAGGUGGUUGAGCUCUUUUUCUAUCUCACAAUGGGGUUCUCUCCGGCUUUGGUGGUGACGUCAAUGAAUAACACCGAUGGACUUCACGAACUUGCCUGUGGGGGCUUAAUUUAUUGCCUAGGAGUUGUGUUCUUCAAGAGCGAUGGCAUUAUCCCAUUUGCCCAUGCCAUCUGGCACCUGUUCGUGGCCACAGCAGCUGCAGUGCAUUACUAUGCCAUUUGGAAAUAUCUUUACCGAAGUCCUACAGACUUUAUGCGACAUUUAUGACCAGUCUGUAUACUAGGUCUCCAAACCAGUAUUAUCUCAAUUAUGGCAGUUGGGAGUAGGGUAAAAGCUGAAUAUUGCACAGGAGAAAAAAAGAAAGAAGAAGACAGCUGCACUGACUUUCUUUAUAUAGUUUGAAUAUAAUUACUGUGAAAGUAUAGAUGCUGUACUUAUUUGUUCUGCAAUUUUCCAGAACAAAUAAAUAAGCUAGUGAAUUAAUUAUUCAUUCCAUUCCACUAUCAUGCAAGACUCUGGAUAGACUUGGCCAACUGAUGUUUACAAACCAGAAUUUUGUAUUUUAAUUUUACAGAUUUUACUACAUGAUUUUUCUAAAUGACUAGGUCAGGUUGUCAAAGUCAGUGCAAUAGCAAAGCUUCCUUUUUUAAGAGAAAAUUGUAUCACUUUCCCAUCAGCCAUGUAAAGAAUCAUGGACAGAAGUUACACUACUUUUACCAUGUUUCAUCUUGGCAUAACAUGGUUAUUUUUUAAAUAGUAACUUUAGUUUUUUGUAAAUUUUUAAAAAAUGUUCCAUUGACGUGCAUCUCCGCAGUUCCUCAUCCAUGUGAAUUUUUGCAGCAAGCUGUCAACAUUCCACAAACGAACAAACAUUAUACCUCUUCUGGUAGUUUUAUUAGCCAUGGAGAAAUUGCCAAUUUUUAAAAACUGCAGUUUUCCAGACUUUUUCUGCCAACCUCUGACUCUGAAUUUCAUGCUGCUUUGGGCCAUAAACUUGACCUAGUUUGGUUUACUAAUGAUGGAAAAGUAUUUUGAUAUCAUUAACUUUUUCAAAAGAUUCCACUUUUUCUCUGCGCCUUUGCCAUGUCCUCUUCAGGGUCUUUUCCAGCAGUGGAUGGGCGCUCAGUCUGCAUUACCAUAUUGUUGGGUUGGCCAUCCACUGAAAACUCCCCAAGAGCGUUAGGAGUUACAGUGAAUAGUGGUCCUGCCUCUUUGGUGCCCGGUGGUGAAGUCAUUGUCGCUUAGCUCUAUAUGAUCAGUUUGAUAUUCAUUUUUAAACUGUGGAAUUAGAUGCAUAAAUCCAUAUUUCUACCUUCUACACCUCUAGAUGGACCUUUUUCCUUUUUUUUUGAUAGAAAAAUAUUUAAAGCAUUGUUUGACAGAUAGAAACUCAUGUGUCUGUAGUCCAUGAGUUACAUGCUAGCUCAGUGGAGUGGUAUUUAAAUGUAUUAUUUUUGGUUUUUUUCCCUCAGUGUCUUAUAUUAAGAUUAACAUAUUAGUUGCUCUGUUGAUUAAUCUCCUGUUGGUGUUUUAAUAAAUGAGACAACCUCGCCUUUAGAUCAGGUGCUGAUAUUGACUAUUUUCUACUGGGUUUGAUCAAUGGAAUUACUGGUUUGUUGUUACAUUGAGGCUUAUUUAUUGAUUUUGUGCAUGUAUGUUUAGAAUUCUCUCAUUUUGGUGAAUUAUAUGGGAGUGAAGAACAGAAGAACUAAUAUUCGCUGGUGAAGUUUUAAAUGGGCGAGGUACUCAGUAAUAACACCAACCAGACCACCCCUACCUGCAUGAUUCUGAACAUUUGGAUGCCUAUUGUUUUAUUGUGUGUAUUUUAUUUUUAAUAUAUUAACUUUUGUGGAUUCAUUUAAGUUUGCUCAAAAGUAACACUGUCAAAACCACUAAAAUGUAUGUAAAAAAAACUGUGGCUGUAAACUAGAAUAAAAUUGUUACUUG
Messenger RNA from Pteronotus mesoamericanus, 2663 nucleotides. RefSeq names its product monocyte to macrophage differentiation associated (gene MMD). The record is from RefSeq and is a predicted model, not a curated record. The coding region runs from base 267 to 983 and encodes 238 amino acids. Gene Ontology annotation, molecular function: pore-forming activity. Gene Ontology annotation, cellular component: membrane. NCBI's taxonomy places the organism in Eukaryota, Metazoa, Chordata, Mammalia, Chiroptera, Mormoopidae. The transcript is spliced from 7 exons.